Molecule: messenger RNA, 2020 nt
Organism: Mycena citricolor
Lineage: Eukaryota; Fungi; Basidiomycota; Agaricomycetes; Agaricales; Mycenaceae
Source: the annotation of a GenBank genome assembly
AUGGAGACGAACGCGCGGAACGAGACGGAGGAGGAGGGCGUCGAUCGCAAGCUUGCGGGCAUUACUGUCACGGUGCGGGGAAGAGGCGAAGGUCGUCUCGGUGCAUUUGGGGACGCCGCUAGGGCAGCACUCGACCCGACGAAUUUCGGCAUAAGGACUGGGUUCUCGAUCGGCAGGGCGGCUCCAGCGACGCCGAAUCAUUUCGAUCUCAGUCCAGUCCUUAGCUACUCGCUAUCCGACAACGACUUCUGUCUACUCUCCUCGAUCACACUUUCCGCGUAUUCGGUGGAGGAGGCGGGGGUGCAUCAGCUGUAUCCGCUUCUGAAGAGCGGGUCGGGAGCGUGGCGGACGAACGAUAAAGGCAAUGCAGUCACUGGCCGAGCCGAGACUUUGGGUACCAAGAGGUGCAGGAUGCGUUGCGGGCGCAUACAGAGACGGCAAGAACUCACUCGACACAAUAUCGCCGUCGCAAACAAUACGGUCGUUCGGCGCAAUGGACGCACGCAGUUACACUCGAUCGCAACGGUUUGCGCUGGCGAUGUUCAUCUUGCCUCGGUUGACGAUUUGAGACGGAUGGCCUGCUCGGGAUUCUACUGAUUCGACGAAUCACAUUCUAUGAAGCGUUACGAACUCGGCUCGGAGUCCAAGACAUUCGCUAGGCGCCUCGCUUUCUGGCUUGUGCGCAUGACUUCUUCAAGAUGGCCGCCUUAUCGGACAUGUCCGUCUAGCCUGGGACUCCAGAGCGUGGGGCCGGCAGAUGGGCCGAGCUGCUGAUUCUCAGCGGGUCGUGGUGCGGAAGUCCCCCAGGCUAGAGGUACUAGCCAUUCAAUCGGGCUCCAACUGCGAACCGUGACGGUUCAUGGUUCUAGGAUCCUUCGCGAAUUCGAUUUGCGACCUCAUUGUGCCGAGUCGUCUCGAGUGGAAGCUAUGCAGCGGAAGGCUGAGGGACUUGAGGACGCUGUCCUUUGGGCAGAGGACCAGACAUCUACUUGACGCGGCACUGCUCUCAGACGUGCAGAGAUCGCCUGGACCUUCCCUCUCCUUGUCGUGCAACAUGGUUCUGGUCUGUUCCACAGGAUAUCUGCAGCUCGUGCUGAGCGAUGAUGUUUCGAGGAUGCACACCACAUUGUGUAGGCACAAGUUCUGCGACGCUAUCUGUGGCAUGUCCGCCUCUUGGUUUGUGUAGCAUGUCGCAGCAAGUUUGGUUGGUCAGGUCAUGGGCACCGUCAGCGUCGAGAAGCCUGCAGAUUCGAGGAAAGAAUGAGGAUGGUUGCCCAUGCGGACGAUCGUGGUCGAUAGGACAGCCCCGUAGUGAGCUAUUUGAUAUGAGCUUCGCCAGAGUCUUUCCUCCACCUUUAGUCGUUGAGGGCAUAAACGAAGAAGAGAGUGCACACGGUCCUGAAUUAGACCACUGGGCCUUGAACACCCCCCGCAAGACUUGUCAAAUAGCUUGCCGACAACUUCCUCAUCCCAACGCGUCGGGCGACCUCGGAAGAUCGAGUCGUUGAGUCGCGAAUCAAAAUUCCAGAGAUUGUCGUGACCGCAAGGUCUGCAGCCCGAGAAAGUACAUAACGCCGCCUCCGAGUUGACAGCAUUUGAAGAACGGUAGAUGCCACUGCACACUUCGUGUCGCUCCUGGACUUUUGUUGGGUAUCGCAUACUGUGAGAUUUCAGAGUGAGGUUCCUCAAGCUCAGCUCGUAGCAGUGGUGGUGGUUUUGAAGCAAAAAUUAGUAUCGGACGAAUUCGGCCGAUGACCUAGCCGUGAGCCUUGAAAGCUUGAUACGUCAGACUGCCGAGUGAUGCCUCCUACUUUCACAGCAGUAUCGUGUGGGUCCCGAUGUUCAGCUGGAGAACUUGUGUCUCUAGUUCGAUUCUCAGCUCGGGUGCUCUCUUCAGCUCUGUUACUCGCUCUGUUACUCGAUCGAUAAUCAGGCAGCCGACCCACCGUCUUCCUAGUCUCGUGGCCGCUCGUUCUCCAAGCUCAAAGAAAAAGGGAAACGAGAGAGCCUUUGAGCGCCG